Messenger RNA from Octodon degus (degu), 2355 nucleotides. It is a transcript of the gene Hook1, whose product is annotated as hook microtubule tethering protein 1. The transcript has 22 exons. Gene Ontology annotation, biological process: cytoskeleton-dependent intracellular transport; cytoplasmic microtubule organization. Gene Ontology annotation, molecular function: microtubule binding; dynein light intermediate chain binding. Bases 172 to 2346 code for a protein of 724 amino acids. The record is from RefSeq and is a predicted model, not a curated record. NCBI's taxonomy places the organism in Eukaryota, Metazoa, Chordata, Mammalia, Rodentia, Octodontidae. Gene Ontology annotation, cellular component: centrosome; cytoplasm.
CUUGAGGCGGAGCCAGCGCGGUCUGUGAGCGGAGGCCUGCGUCGUGGGGCUUGGCGCGCGGGAGGCGCAGAGGCCCAGCCUGGCUGGCGAGCUUUCCCUGCGGGCGGGCUGUGGUGACAGCGGCGCGGGAGGCACCAGGACGAGGGGUCCGUCGCCAGUAGGCGUCCUGCCAUGGAGGAGGCGUUGGCAGCCCCGGAGCGGCCGCUGUGCGACAGCCUUAUCCUGUGGCUGCAGACAUUCAAGACUGCCUCACCUUGUCAAGAUGUGAAACAGCUGACUAGUGGAGUUGCCAUGGCACAAGUUCUUCAUCAAAUUGAUGUUGCUUGGUUCAAUGAAUCUUGGUUAAGUCGAAUUAAAGAGGAUGUUGGGGACAACUGGAGAAUAAAGGCAAGUAAUUUAAAGAAGAUCCUCCAAGGAAUUAUGAGUUAUUACCAUGAGUUUUUGGGACAGCAGAUUUCUGAAGAACUUAUUCCUGAUUUAAACCAAAUAACUGAAUGUUCAGACUCCACAGAGCUUGGAAGAUUACUCCAGCUUAUUUUAGGUUGUGCAGUCAACUGUGAAAAGAAGCAAGAACAUAUUAAAAAUAUAAUGACAUUGGAAGAGUCUGUUCAACAUGUGGUCAUGACUGCUAUUCAAGAGUUGAUGAGUAAGGAAAUAGUGAGCUCUCCUACAAAUGAUGCUGUUGGAGAAUUAGAGCAACAGCUUAAAAGGGCUUUGGAAGAACUUCAGGAAGCACAAACAGAGAAGGAAGAGCUGAAGCAGAGAUGCGAAGAACUAGAUAUGCAGGUGACAACACUUCAAGAUGAAAAAAAUUCACUGGUUUCUGAGAAUGAGAUGAUGAAUGAAAAACUUGACCAACUGGAUGGCUCUUUUGAUGAUCCAAAUAUGGUGGUUGCAAAAAAGUAUUUUCAUGUUCAGUUACAAUUAGAACAAUUGCAGGAAGAAAACUUCAGACUUGAAGCUGCAAAAGAUGAUUACCGUGUUCACUGUGAAGAACUUGAAAAGCAACUGAUUGAAUUUCAGCAUAGGAACGAUGAAUUGACUAGUAUUGCUGAAGAAACAAGAGCCCUGAAAGAUGAAAUUGAUGUUCUUAGGACUACCUCUGAUAAAGUAAAUAAGCUGGAAUCAACAGUUGAGAUAUAUCGUCAGAAGCUACAAGAUCUAAAUGAUCUCCGCAAGCAAGUGAAAACUUUACAGGAUACAAACAUGAUGUAUAUGCAUAAUACAGUCAGCUUAGAAGAAGAAUUAAAGAAGGCAAAUGCAGCACGUACACAGUUAGAAACAUACAAAAGGCAGGUUCAGGACCUGCACAUUAAACUUUCUUCUGAAUCCAGAAGGGCAGAUACUCUUGCAUUUGAAAUGAAGCAGCUUAAAGAAAAACAUGAAGCUUUACUUAAGGAAAAAGAGAGACUGAGAGAGCAGCGUGAUACUCUGAAAGAAACCAAUGAAGAGCUUCGCUGUUCCCAAGUCCAGCAGGAUCACCUAAAUCAAGCAGACAAAUCUGCUAUAAAAAGUUGUGAGAACCUUGCUGCUGAGAUCAUGCCAGUGGAGUACAGAGAGGUGUUUAUUAGACUGCAGCAUGAAAACAAGAUGCUUCGAUUGCAGCAGGAAGGUUCUGAGAACGAACGCAUCGUGGAGCUACAGGAGCUGCUGGAGCAGAAACGCCGCGAGAUGAAUGAGCUGGAAACUGAGCGAAGGCUCAACAAAGAGUGCAUCCGAGAAUUGCAGCAGCAGAUUGAAGACCUCCAAAAGUCUUUGCAAGAACAUGGCUCCAAGUCUGAAGGCGAAAGUUCCAGCAAACUAAAGCAGAAAUUGGAAGCUCAUAUGGAAAAACUAACAGAGGUCCAUGAAGAGUUACAGAAGAAACAAGAACUCAUUGAAGAUCUUCAGCCAGAUAUAAAUCAGAACAUACAAAAGAUCAGUGAACUUGAGGCUGCUCUUCAGAAGAAAGAUGAAGAUAUGAAAGCAAUGGAAGAAAGAUAUAAAAUGUACUUAGAGAAAGCCAGAAAUGUAAUAAAAACUUUAGAUCCCAAAUUAAAUCCAGCAUCAGCUGAAAUAAUGCUGCUUAGAAAGCAGCUGGCAGAGAAAGAGAGAAGAAUUGAGAUUCUGGAGAGUGAAUGUAAAGUAGCAAAAUUCCGUGAUUAUGAAGAAAAGCUCAUUGUUUCUGCCUGGUAUAAUAAGAGUUUGGCAUUCCAGAAACUGGGGAUGGAGUCCAGGCUCAUGAGCGGUGCUUGCAAAGAUACUGCUCCUUGUGGCCCCGCACGCUCCUUCCUAGCACAGCAGCGGCACAUCACCAGCACCCGGAGAAAUCUCUCUGUCAAAGUUCCUGCUGCAACAUCUGAUUAAACUGCAAAA